Cynara cardunculus var. scolymus (artichoke) is the source of this 788-nucleotide messenger RNA. RefSeq lists its product as uncharacterized. NCBI's taxonomy places the organism in Eukaryota, Viridiplantae, Streptophyta, Magnoliopsida, Asterales, Asteraceae. The transcript has 3 exons. The coding region runs from base 60 to 701 and encodes 213 amino acids. The record is from RefSeq and is a predicted model, not a curated record. Gene Ontology annotation, cellular component: intracellular anatomical structure.
UUUCCCAUCUUUCUUACGAAAUUGGCUUUUUGGAGGGAAAGAAGAGAAUCUGUUGAGCUAUGGUUUAUCCUCUUCGUCAGCUUUGUCUGGUUUGGAUCGUGCUUUCUUUUUGCCAUGCUAAUGGCCAUGGCUUUCGACUAAAGGCAUCAGAAAUUAUGGCCAAGUUGGAUCUGAAACCAAACCCAGAAGGUGGGUUUUACGCAGAGACGUUCAGAGAUACUUCUAUCUCCCUAUCCACUUCUCAACUUCCCCCCAGAUACAAGGUUGAUCGACCUAUCAGUACAGCCAUAUACUUCUUCCUUCCCUCUGGGAAUGUCUCACUCCUCCACCGUAUUCCAAGUGCAGAAACAUGGCACUUCUAUUUGGGCGAACCUCUUACGAUUCUGGAAUUGAAUGACAAAGAUGGAAGUGUCAAGUUAACGUGCAUUGGACCAGAUAUUGGAGAGAACCAACAGGUGCAGUAUACGGUGCCACCAGAUGUGUGGUUUGGUGCAUUUCCGACAAGAGACUAUGAUAUAUCGAAAGACAAUGCAGUCGUGAAAAAUGCAGCCAGGGAUGCAGAGAAACACUUUUCGCUGGUUGGAACCACAGUAGCCCCUGCUUUCGAGUUUGAGGACUUUGUGCUGGCUAAACGGUCUGAACUCAUUUCUCAGUUUCCUGCUCACAAAUCCCUUAUCUUUAUGAUCACACCUUCCCAUUGAAGUCACCCUUCCAUAUUAUGUAUAAAGUUUGUUUAAAGUUAAAGACCCACUAAUUACAUCAUAUAAACAAAUGGAGUUGCUUGAUCA